AUGUCAAAAGCGGAAGCAUUAAAAUUCAAGGAUCUGGGAAAUGCCCUCUUAAAGGACCACAAGUACAACGAGGCUAUUGACGCCUACACCAAGGCCAUAGAAUUAGAUGCCUCGAACCCGAUCUUCUAUUCCAAUAGGGCUCAGGUGCAUAUCAAGUUGGAGGCCUAUGGCCUGGCCCUCAGCGACUGUGACACCGCCUUGAAAGUGGAUCCGUCGUUUGUGAAGGCAUACUAUCGUAAAGGUGUAUCUCUCAUGGCUAUGUUGGACUACAAGGCCGCACAGAGUAACUUCAGAAUAGUGUUGAAGAAGAUUCCCAACGAUAAAGCCACCAGUGAGAAUCUCAAACAGUGUGUCAAUUACUUGAAGAAAGAGGCGUUUGAAAAGGCGAUCGCAGGGGAUGACAAGACGUCCGUGAUCUACUCUUUGGAUUACGAUAGCAUUUUGGUUGAAAAGUCAUGGGAUGGUCCAGCCUUGGACAUCUCCACUUCCAAGAAGAGCGGAGGCGAUGGUGUGCAAGAUAUGGACAUCGAGAUCAAGGGUCUAGAUAUCGACUACUUGAAGUUCAUGAUCAAGCGCUUCAAGGAAGGCGGCAAGUUGCCCAAGAAACAUGUGUUUGCGAUCAUCGCAAAGGUGCACCAGAUUUUGAAGCAAGAGGCUUCUAUGGUCGAGGUUUCGAUUCCUCAUCCUGACAUCUCCUCUGAAUAUAGCAGUGACGAAGUUGUGCUUCCUGACGGUAAAAAGGUGACUGUGGUCGGUGACACCCAUGGCCAGUUCUAUGACGUCUUGAAUUUGUUCAGUAGAUUCGGCCAUGUGUCCGAUGAUCACAUUUUCCUUUUCAAUGGUGACUUUGUCGAUAGAGGCUCCUGGUCGUGUGAGGUCGCCCUUUAUCUCUAUGUCUUGAAGAUUUUGUUUCCUCGCUCCAUUUACAUCAACCGUGGAAAUCACGAAACCAAUGAUAUGAACAAAACAUACGGUUUCACCGAUGAGUGUGAAGCCAAAUACUCCAAGAAGGUCUUCGAAGCAUUUGCAGAGUCUUUCGGAGCCCUUCCUUUGGCUACCCUCAUCAACCAGCUGUACCUUGUCAUGCACGGCGGCUUGUUCUCUAACGACAAGGUGACUCUUGCCGAUAUCAAGAAAAUAAAUAGAUUUCCAACCUCCGGCUCAUCUCAGCCACCAAGAGAGGGUCUUGCGAUGGAACUUCUAUGGACUGACCCUCAACCAGAGAAUGGCCGUUCCCCUUCGAAGAGAGGCUUGGGUAUUCAGUUUGGACCUGACAUUACCGAGAGAUUCUGUUUAACGAACAAAAUCAGAAAGGUUUUGCGUUCUCACGAGGUUCGUAUGGAGGGUGUGGAAUUUGAGCACAAGGGUCGUUUGAUCACUGUGUUCAGUGCACCUAACUACUGCGACAGCACCGGUAACUUGGGAGGUGUUGUUCAUAUCCAACCAAACUUGAAGUAUGAUGCCAGCAAAGAUGACGGAGAAGGUUACAGAAACGCAGAUGAUCCCAACUGUCCUUGGGUGUUGCUGACAGAGACAUUCUCAGCGGUGCCACACCCUGAUUUGAAGCCUAUGGCCUAUUCUAAGAGUGGGUUUGGAUUUUAG
Molecule: messenger RNA, 1602 nt
Organism: Australozyma saopauloensis
Lineage: Eukaryota; Fungi; Ascomycota; Pichiomycetes; Serinales; Metschnikowiaceae
Gene: PPT1
Product: protein serine/threonine phosphatase
Exons: 1
Coding region: 1-1602 (533 amino acids)
Molecular function (GO): hydrolase activity; protein binding
Source: RefSeq, a predicted model, not a curated record